Molecule: messenger RNA, 403 nt
Organism: Trichoderma harzianum CBS 226.95
Lineage: Eukaryota; Fungi; Ascomycota; Sordariomycetes; Hypocreales; Hypocreaceae
Exons: 1
Coding region: 108-311 (67 amino acids)
Source: RefSeq, a predicted model, not a curated record
GGUAUUAGCAUGAGGAUGAGGGGGUGGUACGGACCAGGGCAUCCUGGCCGCUGCAUUUUUCUCUUAUUCAUGGCGAGCAACAACAAAAAGGGUACAUUUUUAUUCUGAUGAGAAAUGAACUGAACUUUUAUGAUAGCGAAUUGCCUGAAUACACAUACAGGCCUGGCGUUUUUUACUGCUCUGUGAGUAGGGGUGGGUUUAUUUCGAUGCUAUUAUACCAUGUUAUAUUACUAUACUUUGAAUACUAUCACCGUGCUUUGAUUAACCGAAACAACAUCUUCUUUGGCAUAUUUGUGAUUAAACCUAUGUGACUGUGUCUACUCAUAUUGAUCGAUAGGAGCAUUUGAUGUAAGGACACGUAUUAAUGGGUAUAAGCAAGGAUACUUCCAUGUUGCUACUGUAU